Nezara viridula (southern green stink bug) is the source of this 3659-nucleotide messenger RNA. NCBI's taxonomy places the organism in Eukaryota, Metazoa, Arthropoda, Insecta, Hemiptera, Pentatomidae. The record is from the annotation of a GenBank genome assembly.
GAAAGAAUCCCUAGUGAAGAGUACGAUGACUUCCAAGCUCAGGAGACCCCAACUCUUCGCCUACACCGCCGAUGGUAGGAGGACCCUGGCAUCGUAUCCGCAAUACGUCGGAGGAGUAUGCAAGAAGCCUACAAAUUUAUACUCGAUGGAAGUCGGUGUAGCUGCAUCUUACAAUGGCGCGUUGAGGAGCACUGGGGAACGUAGCCCAGGGAAGGGCCUCCAUGUAAACUUCACUGAAAAGGGCGAAGUAAAAGAAAGACGGGAGAAAUUCCUCACUGCCAAGUACGGAUCACACCAAAUGUCAUUAAUCAGGAAGAGGUUAGCUGUUGAAAUGUGGUUGUACGAUGAACUCCAGAAACUCUUCGACUCAACGGAUAAAACUACUCCAGAAGUUGAAGUUGACAUUGAUGAAUUACUUGAUAUGGAUGAUGAUAAUCAGAGAAGAAGGCAUUUACAGAAAAUCCUUUGUGACGCCAAAAAGUCACCUCUUGAUGUUAAGAAAUUUGUUGAUGAUCUUCUGGAGAGGACAAAAACCCUCUAAAACCACUUACUUACUGUGUGGGCCUGUAUGCUGUAGUCCUUCCUUCAAGUGUUCCACAUUCAGUUGUGUUAUGGCUUCAGUCUCUUGACGAGAAAGAGAGAGAAAUGAAUCUCAGUUCAGAACUUUGUAUACACCAUCCGAAACCUUCUUGGUCACUAAAGACUUUUUCUUUCCUCUUUCAGUCUAUUGUACUUUUUCGUUUUGUUUUUUUAGUUACUAAUUUAAUAAAAGUUAAAGACUGAAGGAUAACAUAGCCAAAAUCAUAUACCUCUCAUUACUGUUUCUUUCCCUCUUAAUAUAAGAAUGUUCAUUUAUAUUUUAUUAUAAUUGUGUAUAUCCCAUUAGUUUUUCAUUGCACCUCAAGGAGAAAUUUUGGUUGGGUUUACUUUGUAUUUUUUUAGAAAUCGUGUCAUGUUUUCUCUUUUUAACCUACAAACAAGUCCAUUUUUACCAAAGAAUAUCUAUUCUUAUUAUUAUAAUCAGCAAUGUUUGAAAGUAAGUAUCAAAUCACCUAGUAAUGAGCAAGAAAUAGGUAGUAUGUUUGAUUUAUUGUUAAUUUCAUGGCUUAGCUUCCUGUUGAUCGUUUAAAAUAAAAAAUAUAUGUAUAAGAAAAGAAUAUAAGAUCACAUAAGGCCUAAACAUUUAAAUGCUCAUAAUAAUUAUAAUAUCAAAUACAAUGUUUUCUUAGUCCAGAACCGUGUAGAAUAACACCUUCAAUUGCGUCCUUAGAUACAACUUUUAAGAUUAUAAUAAUUCGGUUGGUUACUUAAUCGAAACUUGUCUUAGCUGAUUAACUUCGUAAGAUAGGAGUCCAAUUCAUUAUGCUCCAUCCAACCGGAUAAAAUAGUUUUCCUAGUUAACCCAUUUAAAAAAAAACAGUUCAAGUUUAUUCCAGUGCUAAAUAAAAUUGAUAAUUAUUAAAAUUGAUUCAAGUAUUCGAUUUUUAUUCACUAGACAAUUAAAUAACAUUAAUAUAAUAUAUUUGUAUUUUUUAUUCUUAUUUUUUACUAUUUAUCUAAUGCUUAGUGUUGGUAUUAAUAAAAGAUAAAGUGAGUAAUGUUUCUUUAGCUUUAGUUCCUUAGUUAUUGUAAUAAUCAAACUUCAGAGUAGAUAUAUGAAUAAGUAAACAACAUACAUUUUAAGAAAAAAUAAUUGUACAUUGAACAGAGAAUUACGUUAAAAGUGAUUACUGAAGAAUGUAACUUAGAGUUUGUAAAGUAAGUGACUUAAGGGACUAAACAAAAUUUCUUUUAAUCCAUUUUGAUUGUUUACUCUUGAUGUAUUUUCAUUGAAAAUAUAAUUAUUUUUCUUAAAUGAACAAUUUUUAACCAGUGAAAGUAUGACUGACAUAUAAGCUUCAGGGAUUAGUAAAAAGUUUACUGCUUCUUUGUAUGUUUUUAUGAGGCGCAAAGGAAGAUUAAAAUCAGUGUUACAUGUAUUUAUUUCUAUAAUGUUUUUGUUAGAGGUUUAUUCAUUUUUAUAUUGAAAAUAGCUGCUUCCAGGUUGUGACUUUAAAAUAAUAUGUUCUAAUUAAAAAUAUUAUUACGAAAGUUGUGUUAUAAAUGCAAUUUUCAUGUGCAAUGAAAGAGAAAUUAAAAUUUUGUGAAAUGUAUUCAAUUGGUUACUUUUUUUGUUGUUUAUAAUAAUAUAAAGAUAACAGUCUUGAAAAUUGUGAUCUGAGAACUACUUAAAUUCUUCUACCCAGCAUUUUCAACACAAACAAUUAUGUAAAUCAACUAGUAAAUUAAUACCUGAAAAAAUGUUUAAUAGAUACAUUGGUGCAGAGGUUAGGCUACGUUUUUUUUAAGGGGAGGGUUGAAGGUACAAUCUAGUAACAGUUCUUCAAACCCUAUGUUUUGUCCAAUCCUGCGCUCUAGUAUUCCUCUGCUUAUAUUUUUGAAAAGAAUCAAUGAAAACGUCUUCUAAAGAAAUAGGUUUUUAUUGCUUAUCAAUUUUCAGGGAUUGCGUAAUUAAUAUUAAACAAGAAUAUUUUUCCUUUGUCAUCUAUGUAUUUUCCCAAAAUAACCUUCAGGGAUUUUAAAAAUUUGUAGCUUAUAAAACAAGAAACACUCAGUUUACAUAAACUAAUACUUAUACCUAUUCGUAAACAGCUAUUGUAUUUUUUGAGAUGACCUAAUUUGGGAACUGUUUCAUUAAGUCAGAUAUUGGUUAGCUUUUAAAGAAUGUUUGUGUUAUCCAACAAAUUUGAUUGUAUAAGUGCUUUCCUAGAUUAAGUAAAUACUAACAUAUCGCUAAUAUCAUAUGUCUAGGCCGAAAAAUUAUGGCUUAGAGAUCGAAGUUGAAUUUAUAGCUUGGAUAUAUUUGUUGUUAUGUAAAAUGUUUGAAUUUGUAUAGUUAUAAAGCUGCUUUUUAUUUACAUGUUUCUUUUAUCUGAGAUGUUGACAUAUUGUUAUAUUUGAUAAAUUUAGUUAUAAGAGUUUUGUUGGUUUUAUUAUUACCAUUUUCUUUUUUUUUUUUACUGCCUACUUCCUACUGAAAGAUUUCUUAGUUGACAGAUUAUUCAACCUUUAAAUGUGAACACAUUAAAUCAAAAUAUCCUGAAAGGAAGAAUAAAAGAAUGAAAGGGAAUUCCUGACCCAUUAUGUUGAUCUCACUUUUGUAAAAUGAUUAAAUGUACUCUUUAAGUAAGAAUUAACCACUUUUAAAUAAUUGGGUUUAUGAACAAAAUUUUUAAUUUUAAAUAUUCAAUGCUACUUUCCCAUUGUCUUUUUAAUAUUGUUUCUAUAUUUAAAAAUCAUUGUCAUUCAUAAAUGGUUAAUUUUUUGUUUGUUUUGUACAAAUUCUUUCUGCUUUCACCUAUUAAUUCACCAUAGAUAUUGACUGCAAUUUUUAUUUCCCUGAAACUAGUUUAAUUUGAAAUUUGACACCACACGUCAAAAAAUGUAAAUAUUUUUUGUACUUUUUCUAUAUUAUUCAUUUGAGUUUUUUUUUUUUUUUUUUAUGUAGGAUUAAUAUAAAUUUGCAUUAAGUUUUAUUUUCAUUCUGUUUUUUUGUUCAACUGAUAAAAGUUUGUUAUACCCUAUAGUUAUUAAACAGUUUCCUUGGAUAGAUGUAUUAAUGAUUGUAUAGAAUAAAUAUUAGUAAAUGCUAUUAUUUU